GGUUCGGAAUAUUUUGAAAAACUUGCACAGGAACAAAAACCGAAAUCUCUUUGGAUUUGUUGCUCUGAUAGUAGAGUUUCUCCUGAACUAAUCACUCAAUCAGAUCUAGGUGAAAUCGUAAUUCUCCGAAAUGUCGCAAAUCAAUUCAAAAAAAAAGAUCUUAGUGCUUUAUCAGCAUUAGAAUAUGCUGUGGAAAAACUUGAUAUUAAACACAUAUUUGUGUGUGGUCAUUAUGGGUGUGGUGGCAUUAACCAUCUUAUAGAUCCAGUGUAUAAUACAGAUGAAAGUAGAGGAUACAUUGUGCGUACUCACAUUAACAAAUGGUUAAGCAAAUUCAUUGAUGAAACUUAUGUACCCAAUAGACCUGAAUUCUCUAAAUUAUUUGAUGAAAUAUUAGAAGAAUAUAAGGAUUCAACUGUUGAUGUGCGAAGAGAUUUAUACAUUAGGCGAAAAAAGGAUAAGUUAGUUGAACUUAACGUCAAAAAACAAGUUGACAAUAUUUCUAUGGCUGCUGUUGUUCAAAAAAAAUGGAAAGAGGGUAUUGAAGUUGUUAUACAUGGUCUAGUUUAUGACCUAAAAACUGGUAAACUUAAAGACCUUAAUUGUGACCAUGAUAUUAACUGUUUAAAACGUCCUUGGAUUGAAAUUAAAUGGAAUCAAACGAUAAAUAAUCUUGUGGCUUAUACCAUCAUUGGGAUAUACGCAUAUAUGAUGUACUCCGUACUAACCGUUGAAGUUGUGGAUAGAGAAUUUCGAAUAUUCGUUCGGGUACCGACUAUCGGUCAAUUACUAUGGGGUGAAGAGUAUAAAUCCCAAUUUCCACAACCGUCUGCUACGUUCGUACAAUGUGCUAAUUGGGCAAGUUAUUUUUGUGGAUACUUUUAUUAA
This is a messenger RNA of Dentiscutata heterogama, 888 nucleotides long. NCBI's taxonomy places the organism in Eukaryota, Fungi, Glomeromycota, Glomeromycetes, Diversisporales, Gigasporaceae. The record is from the annotation of a GenBank genome assembly.